This is a messenger RNA of Chilo suppressalis (striped riceborer), 1503 nucleotides long. Lineage: Eukaryota; Metazoa; Arthropoda; Insecta; Lepidoptera; Crambidae. The record is from the annotation of a GenBank genome assembly.
AUGAAGAAUAAAUUUAGAAAUACAGACUCUGUGAUACGUGCCGGUGAUCUCAUAUUGACAGAACAACCCUUUGUAUUUGUUUUGUCAUCUAAGGAGAAAGGGAGUCGAUGUGAUAAUUGUUUGGAUAAGGGCAAAGUACUGAAAUGUUCAGGAUGCCAGUUUGUGCACUACUGUGGGCGCUCAUGCCAGAAAGAUGCUUGGCCAGAUCACAAGUGGGAGUGCGGGAACUUGAAGCGUGUAGCACCCAAGGUGAUUCCUGAUGCGGCAAGAAUCCUGGCUAAGAUCAUCAACAAGCUGAGCAGGGGCGAUGGACAUUCGCACCGGGCGUUCUAUUCGGCCACCUCGUUUAGGAUGUGGAAGGAUCUUAUGUCACAUUAUUCAGACCUGAAAGCUGAUAAGAGGAGAAUGGACCAUUUCACAUCGCUAUGUGUAGUACUCUACGAGUUUUUAAAAGAUUUGUCUCUGCCAAAUACUGUUGAACUCAUGGGAUUGUAUGGACGGAUGGUGAUUAACAGCUUUACUAUUCUAGACACGGAUUUGAAUUCGAUCGGCACGGGUGUGUAUUUGGCCGCGUCCAUUCUGGACCACAGUUGCGACCCGAACGCAGUAGCCACGUUCGACGGGAAGACGAUCAGCAUCAGGUCGACGAUAGACAUGCCUUGCUUGGAUUGGUCUCAGAUAAGAAUUUCGUACAUAGAUUUAAUGAAGACACCUUACGAGAGGCAAACUGAAUUGUUGGACAACUACUACUUCUUGUGCCAGUGUGACAGGUGCAUGGAUGAAACGCAACUGAAAAUGGUUCAUUCUGCUAAGUGUCUCAACGACUCCUGUGAUAACCCCGUAGCUAUAAAUUGGAAAGAAAAUUGCCAGCUUGUUCGAAAACCAGACAAUAACAAACUAGAAGAAUUGUCUUCCAUGAAUGGACACUCGGAUUCCAUUGAAACAAUUAACAAUCAAAAUGGCAUAGCAGACCAAUUUGGUGAUGUGAACAGUAUAACUGCUACAGAUAAUGUAGUACGCUGCAAUGAAUGCGGAACCAAAUACACUGAAAAAUAUCUGGAGCAAUUCGUAAAAGCUAUGGAAUUCACCGAAAUGCAUUUACAGAACAUGAAAGAAGCUUCAGUGGCCUAUGUUGAUGUCUGCAAAUACUGUUUAGAGCGACAAGAGGGAGUUCUUCACCCAUUGAAUGUGAUGCAUGCACAAACUCUAGAUCAUGCUUUCGAUGCCUUUUUGCAAGUUGAACUCUGGCAGAAAGCCUGCGAGUAUGCUGAAAGAUUGAUUCCUUGUUUUAGGUUCUAUUAUGGUGAUCGACAUCCACUACUUGGACUACUAUAUUUGAAGUAUGGAAAGAUACUUCUGUAUACAAUGGAAUUAGAUAAAGCAUUAAUUCAACUCAAGUCUUCUGAGAAAAUUUUGAAAAUCACUCAUGGUGAUAAACAUCCCUUGUACAGAGAACAGUUGAUGCCUUUAAUCAGACAAGCAAUGAUCGAGUCAUCACAGUGA